GGAAUCCUGUAAAACAUCAGGACGAGAUGUUGUCAAUCAGUGGACACUGGAGGACCACACAGGACAGAGGACAGUGACACCCCCAAAGCUCCAGGAACAGAUGCAUUUCCAUGUUAUUUGACUUGUGUAACACAUUGUUUUGUAGCAGCGGAGAAUGACUUGGGUCACGUGUCUGUCGGACAGUGAGCCUGUGAACAUGUUCCGAUGGAGCUCUGAGAAGUCCACCAGAGACCAUCUGACGAAGUGUACAGAACCUUCUGCAGCACAGAAAUGGCCCGACGGUGCAGCUACACCAGCGUCCAGAUCCCGGACCCUCACCGGCCCGGCAUCCUGCGGACCAUCCUCAGGAUCAGAGGACCGGCCUCCCUGAUCGGCACCUCACCCGGUCCCCCACCUGACUGCGACCCCAGCAGCUGGGAUACUGCCCCUCCAUCCAGGAGCUCGGCGAGUCAACGCUUAACGUGGAGGACUUUCUCCAUCCUGGACCCCAACCGGCCCGGCAUCCCUCGGCUCAUCCUCCGUAGGUUCCCAGUCUCAAAACCCACGACUGGCUCCUCCACUAAAUCUUUCUGUAGCAUCCCCCCAAUUUCCACCCUAAGGCGACUUAAGAGAAGUGCCUCUAAUCCACUUCAACGACCAGGUAAGUCUUUCAGGGUAAGUCCUCCUGAACCACCUCAGGGACCAGGUAAGACUUUAAGGGUAAGUCCUCCUGAACCAAUAAUGAAAAGGAGCUGUGAUCGAGUGGAGUUCGUAAACCAGUUUAAAAGCUGGUGGAGCAACAGAUUCCCAGGAACUCUGGGUAAUGUUAAACACCAGGAAAAAGGUAUGUCUUAUAAGGUAAGGCCCUCUAGACGCCUCCAUGGACCAGGUGAACCUUUAAAAGUCAGGCUCCCAAAACCGCCACCUGGGGAACCUUUAAAGGUAAGUUCCCCUAAACCUCCUCAGGGACCUUGCAAACCUUUGAAGGUAAGUCCCCCUAAGCCUCCUCAGGGACCUUGCAACCCUUUGAAGGUAAGUCCCCCUAAGCCUCCUCAGGGACCUUGCAACCCUUUGAAGGUAAGUCCCCCUAAGCCUCCUCAGGGACCUUGCAACCCUUUGAAGGUAAGUCCCCCUAAGCCUCCUCAGGGACCUUGCAACCCUUUGAAGGUAAGUCCCCCUAAACCUCCUCAGGGACCUUGCAACCCUUUGAAGGUAAGUCCCCCUAAACGUCCUCAGGGACCUGGGGAACCAUUGCAGGUAAGUCCCCCUAAACCUCCUCAGGGACCUGGGGAACCAUUGCAGGUAAGUCCCCCUAAACCUCCUCAGGGACCUUGCAACCCUUUGAAGGUAAGUCCCCCUAAACGUCCUCAGGGACCUGGGGAACCAUUGCAGGUAAGUCCCCCUAAACCUCCUCAGGGACCUGGGGAACCAUUGCAGGUAAGUCCCCCUAAAUCUCCUCAGGGACCUGGGGAACCAAUCCAGGUAAGUCCCCCUAAACCUCCUCAGGGACCUGGGGAACCAAUCCAGGUAAGUCCCUCUAAACCUCCUCAGGGACCUGGGGAACCAUUGCAGGUAAGUCCUGGUGAGUGUCGGCCGUAUGGGACUAGCCUGAGCCGGAGUGGGUGUAGACAUGAGGCUUUAUCUAGAGUGGCGGGACCAGUUUGACAGCUGGGUGGUGCAACAGAAACACUGAAGCUCCAGGUAAUAUUCAACACUAUGAUCCAAAUAAGAAUGUUUAUUCUUUUGAAAGGACUUUAUCUGAGUUUGAAAUCACUUACUUAAAUUAAAAUAAUUUACAUGUUGUAAUAAUUAAGUUGUAUUAAGCUGUAUUAAGUUGUAUUUAGUUGUAUAUUUUUGAUUUGAUAGUAUUUCUGUAUUAAUGCUCCAACCUUCCAAUUCUGUAAGACAGGAACACGAUUAUCUCCACUUACUGCAUCUGAAGUGCCUGUGCAAUCCUCAACAAAGGUCUGUUCAAAGCACCUUCUUUCACUUAAAAGCACUUAAUCUUACUUUCAUAUUAUGUCAGCCAUCUGCUGUCCUAGCCUCCGCUAGCAGGCAGCAGACAGCUGCUUUAAUAUGCUCUACCAGAAGUAUCCAGUUCCACCUGCAAACUCAAACCUCCACUGACAGCUUGCGGCAUUAAACUGCAGGUGCUGCCUCCACCUGCAGAUUGUUGCAGACAAUAUUAUUCAGAACCUCCACCCACACCCUCUGCCAGUAAACCACAGAUGCCGCCUCCACUGCAUUUUACUGGUCGACAGCUACAGGCCAAGCCUCCACCAACACCCUCUGCCACGAAACUUAGGUGCAUCCUCCGUCUGCACUGUACAGGCCGACUUACAUACCAAAUCCCCUGGCCACUUUCAACAACUUUCAUCCGCCGGCACUCCAUAACAGCCUCCAUCCCUGAUCUGCACCUGUCAAUUCAGCUUGGUCCAACUCCAGGCCUGAUCCUUCACCCUGCCAGUAAAGGAGGUGUCCAGCCUUCUAAAGACAAGCAAGCCUCCUGAACCCCCAUCUCUGGUCCGUUCCGUUGACUUGAAAAUCACCUCCACUUUAAAAUUCGGCUUAACAUCUACAAUCCACAGCCUCUGCCAGCAAACUGCAGGGCCCACCUUCUUUUUGUCUGCAGGCCAAACCUCCACCUACAACCUCUGCCAGUAAACUGCGGGAGCCUCCUCCGCCUGCAUUUUACUGGCAGACACUGAGAGGCCAAACGUCCACCUACAGCCUCUGCCAGUAUACUACAGGGGCUUCCUCCAUCUGUAGUGUUUGGCAGAAAGAGCUGGCCCAAUAUCCACCUCCAGUAUUUGCCAGUGAACUGCAGGAGCCUCCUCCUGCAUUUUACUGCAGUUGAAAUGUGUGUACCUAAAGCCUGAAGCCUCUAGCAGUAGACUGCAGGUGUCUCCUCCACCUGUAUUUUACUUGCAGACUGCUUCAGUCCAAACCUCCACCUGGAGCCCAUGCCAAUAUACUGCAGGUGUGCCCCCCUUCUGUAUAUUCUGGCAGACUGCUGCAGACCAAACCUCUGUAGCGUUUGGCAGACACCUAGAGGCCAAACCUCCACCUACAACCUCUGCCAGUAAACUGCGGGAGCCUCCUCCGCCUGCAUUUUACUGGCAGACACUGAGAGGCCAAACGUCCACCUACAGCCUCUGCCAGUAUACUACAGGGCCUUCCUCCAUCUGUAGUGUUAGAAAGAGCUGGCCCAAUAUCCACCUCCAGUAUUUGCCAGUGAACUGCAGGAGCCUCCUCCUGCAGGAGCCUCCUCCUGCAGUUCAUUGCAGUUGAAAUGUGUGUACCUAAAGCCCGAAGCCUCUAGCAGUAGACUGCAGGUGUCUCCUCCACCUGUAUUUUACUUGCAGACUGCUUCAGUCCAAACCUCCACCUGGAGCCCAUGCCAAUAUACUGCAGGUGUGUCCCCCUUCUGUAUAUUCUGGCAGACUGCUGCAGACCAAACCUCUGUAUUGUUUGGCAGACACCUAGAGGCCAAACCUCCACCUACAACCUCUGCCAGUAAACUGCGGGAGCCUCCUCCGCCUGCAUUUUACUGGCAGACACUGAGAGGCCAAACGUCCACCUACAGCCUCUGCCAGUAUACUACAGGGGCUUCCUCCAUCUGUAGUGUUUGGCAGAAAGAGCUGGCCCAAUAUCCACCUCCAGUAUUUGCCAGUGAACUGCAGGAGCCUCCUCCUGCAUUUUACUGCAGUUGAAAUGUGUGUACCUAAAGCCUGAAGCCUCUAGCAGUAGACUGCAGGUGUCUCCUCCACCUGUAUUUUACUUGCAGACUGCUUCAGUCCAAACCUCCACCUGGAGCCCAUGCCAAUAUACUGCAGGUGUGCCCCCCUUCUGUAUAUUCUGGCAGACUGCUGCAGACCAAACCUCUGUAGCGUUUGGCAGACACCUAGAGGCCAAACCUCCACCUACAACCUCUGCCAGUAAACUGCGGGAGCCUCCUCCGCCUGCAUUUUACUGGCAGACACUGAGAGGCCAAACGUCCACCUACAGCCUCUGCCAGUAUACUACAGGGCCUUCCUCCAUCUGUAGUGUUUGGAAGAAAGAGCUGGCCCAAUAUCCACCUCCAGUAUUUGCCAGUGAACUGCAGGAGCCUCCUCCUGCAGUUUACUGCAGUUCAAAUGUGUGUACCUAAAACCUGAAGCCUCUAGCAGUAGACUGCAGGUGUCUCCUCCACCUGUAUUUUACUUGCAGACUGCUUCAGUCCAAACCUCCACCUGCAGCCCAUGGCAAUAUACUGCAGGUGUGUCCCCCUUCUGUAUAUUCUGGCAGACUGCUGCAGACCAAACCUCUGUAGCGUUUGGCAGGCAGCUGCUGGCCAAGCCUCCACCUACAUCUGCCAGUAAACUACAGGAGCCUCCUACGCCUGCAUUUUACUAGCAGACACCUAUAGGCCAAACGUCCACCUACAGCCUCUGCCAGUAUACUACAGGGCCUUCCUCCAUCUGUAGUGUUUGGAAGAAAGAGCUGGCCCAAUAUCCACCUCCAGUAUUUGCCAGUGAACUGCAGGAGCCUCCUCCUGCAGUUUACUGCAGUUCAAAUGUGUGUACCUAAAACCUGAAGCCUCUAGCAGUAGACUGCAGGUGUCUCCUCCACCUGUAUUUUACUUGCAGACUGCUUCAGUCCAAACCUCCACCUGCAGCCCAUGGCAAUAUACUGCAGGUGUGUCCCCCUUCUGUAUAUUCUGGCAGACUGCUGCAGACCAAACCUCUGUAGCGUUUGGCAGGCAGCUGCUGGCCAAGCCUCCACCUACAUCUGCCAGUAAACUACUGGAGCCUCCUACGCCUGCAUUUUACUGGCAAACACCCACUGAGAGGCCAAACGUCCACCUACAGCCUCUGCCAGUAUACUACAGGGGCUUCCUCCAUCUGUAGUGUUUGGCAGAAAGAGCUGGCCCAAUAUCCACCUCCAGUAUUUGCCAGUCAACUGCAGGAGCCUCCUCCUGCAGGUGUCUCCUCUACCUGCUGUUUGUGGCAGCCAGCUGCAGUUCACACCUCUUUCUACAGCCUCCUUUAGCAACUAAAAUCCUUCAGCCCUCCACAGCCACCUCCACCCCUGGCCUCCACCUGUCAUCCUGGAAGACAGCUCUUGAAACCUGCUCAAUCUCCUUCUUGGUCCAGCCUCCAGCCUUCAGUCUACUCCAUACUAGCAGGCUUCCUGAAUCUUCAUCUCUGGUCCCCGCCGUUGACCUGAAACUCCACCUCCACUUGACAAUUCUAGUAGGCGCCUGCAACCCGAACGUCCAUCUACAUCCUCUGCCUUCAACUUCCACCAGCCUCCACCAGUGAAUUCUGAGAAACAGCUUUCACUCCCAGCCAACUUGUUCCACAUGUUGCCCUCAGCCUUCUUCACCGACAUGCAUCGCUGCCUCACCCUUAGAUGCUUGCGUGUCAUCCAUAAAGCACGUUACAUCAAGAAGAAGCAGAGGUGAAACCUGCAUUUUAAACAUACAUACAUUUUAAACAAACUUUGUAAAUAAGCAUAUCCAUAUUGAUGACUUAAGUACAAUUCUCUACAGAAAAUGUUAGUUUUCUGAGAUUUAGUUUGUAUGAGAUAUUCACACAUUUUAUUUGUGGUUUCCACAGACUUCCUGAUCUACCAGCAGCUGACUACAAGAUCAUCAGAGAUGAUGCAUCACAUAUGCUUCCUCCUCUAUGUUCAACGUCUGCUCUUCUCAGAGCUCAAUAAAAUACAACACUUUGCAAAGAGUAA
Molecule: messenger RNA, 5706 nt
Organism: Gasterosteus aculeatus aculeatus (three-spined stickleback)
Lineage: Eukaryota; Metazoa; Chordata; Actinopteri; Perciformes; Gasterosteidae
Source: RefSeq, a predicted model, not a curated record